UCUUAAACCUUGAACAAGUAGCCUACCAAAGGCCGGCCUAAAUCCACCUACCAAACUCUAUUUCAUUCAAAUAACCUAACCCGUUCCCUUGAUAUCAUCUCUCUCUCCCUCUCUCUCUCACUAUUUACCGUCUGUAUUGUCUCUUGGACUGGUAGCCCGCAUCGUUAACCGAUCUGCAUUUGUUUUUAAGCAUACCAACUUCAUCAAUUUUCACCCAGUAGUUUCUUUUGCCCAAGUACACAGCGGAGAUACCAAGAAAAGCAAAUGGGUGUUGAUGGAAAGUUCUUCACUUUGGCUCAAGUCUCUGAGCACAACACCCCCAAGGACUGUUGGCUGAUCAUCAAUGGCAAGGUUUAUGACGUGACCAAGUUUUUGGAGGACCAUCCAGGUGGUGAUGAUGUUUUGUUGUCUGCAACAGGGAAGGAUGCAACUGAUGAUUUUGAGGACGUGGGUCAUAGUGAUAAUGCCAGAGACAUGUUGAAGGACAUGUACAUCGGAGACAUCGAUGCCUCUACUAUCCCCAGCAGUACCACAUAUACUCCUCCGAAGCAGCCUCAUUACAAUCAGGACAAGACUUCUGAAUUUAUCGUCAAACUUCUGCAGUUCCUUGUUCCCAUUGCAAUCUUGGGUUUGGCUUUUGGCAUCCGCCUUUACACCAAGUCAACUUAAGUUGUUCUAUGUUAUGUUAUUGUGACACAUGAUUGUUAGUCGUAUAAUAUUGUGAUAAACGAUUACUACUCGGUUGGUUUGGAAAAUCCAAGACUUCCCUUUCUCGUCUU
This is a messenger RNA of Prunus dulcis (almond), 779 nucleotides long. Its product is annotated as cytochrome b5. The record is from RefSeq and is a predicted model, not a curated record. Lineage: Eukaryota; Viridiplantae; Streptophyta; Magnoliopsida; Rosales; Rosaceae. Gene Ontology annotation, cellular component: membrane; intracellular membrane-bounded organelle. The coding region runs from base 265 to 669 and encodes 134 amino acids. The transcript is spliced from 3 exons. Gene Ontology annotation, molecular function: heme binding.